This is a messenger RNA of Papilio machaon (common yellow swallowtail), 1467 nucleotides long. RefSeq names its product secretory carrier-associated membrane protein 1 (gene Scamp). The coding region runs from base 150 to 1187 and encodes 345 amino acids. The record is from RefSeq and is a predicted model, not a curated record. Lineage: Eukaryota; Metazoa; Arthropoda; Insecta; Lepidoptera; Papilionidae. Gene Ontology annotation, biological process: protein transport. The transcript is spliced from 9 exons. Gene Ontology annotation, cellular component: trans-Golgi network membrane; recycling endosome membrane.
AUUUUUCGUCACCAUCGUCAGCGCAAUCUGUCAGUUAUUGUGUCGGGAUCUUAAAUUUAUUGCGUUUUGUGUUGAAAUAUAGACACAAAUAUUUCCAUUGUGCUACAUAAUAUUUAUUUUGCUAAAGUGGCGUAUUAAAAUCGCAACCAAUGCCGCAAUUCGAAGAUAAUCCCUUUAGUGAUCCCACCAUAGACAAUCCGUUUUCUGAUCCAUCGGUGCAGCAAGUGGCAAGAAGUACAACAAAUGCGACCCGUGGCUUGGACGACUACAACCCCUUUGACGGACAACAAAAUGCAAAUCAGGCUACGGUACAACAGCCCACACAGCCUGCAAUAAUGCAGGCUGUGUCACCACCCGCUGGCCAGUACACACGACCGGCACAACCACAGCAAUCACAAGCUCCACCACAGAAUUUCACUACUGCUGACUUUCAAGAGUUAAAGCGGAGGCAAGAGGAACUGGAACGGAAAGCGGAGGAACUUGCUAGACGGGAGGCUGAACUCCGCGCAGGUUCCGCUGGUAGGAGGAACAAUUGGCCGCCUUUGCCCGCCUUCUGUCCCGUCCAGCCUUGCUUUUAUCAAGACAUCAACGUUGACAUACCUCUAGAGUUCCAGAGGAUUGUUCGUCAUUUAUACCAUUUAUGGAUGUUCCAUGCGUUGGUGUUGGCUCUGAACAUUAUCGGAGCAAUGUCAUUGAUGAUAGCCGGUCAAGGUUUUACGAUAUUUGGCCUGUCCAUCCUCUACUUCGUGCUGCUGACUCCAUUCAGCUUCAUCUGCUGGUACCGACCUAUAUACAAGGCGUUUAGAAGCGACUCCUCUUUCAAUUUUAUGGUCUUCUUCUUUAUAUUCCUGUUCCAAAUUAUUAUAACGACGGUGCAGUCGAUUGGAUUCAGCGGUGGAGGCUCGUGUGGACUCAUCACUAGUAUAUCUGCGUUCGAGGUGAAUGUGGGCGUAGGCAUCAUCACCUUGCUCGUCACCAUCGGCUUCAUCACCUCGGUAGUUGCUGACGUCAUGCUUAUGGCAAAGGUACAUCGUAUCUACAGAUCUACUGGUGCGUCUCUCGCUAAAGCACAGGCGGAGUUCACUACGGAGAUCUUCCGCAACCAGCACGUGCAGACUGCAGCAUCCAGUGCUGCAGCUGCAGCAGUCAAUGCGCAGAUCGCCAACGCCAAUUCUAACAGAUACUGAACAUUACGAGAUACAAUUGGACUUUAACAGCAUUUAUCACUUUUGAAAAGUACAUAACGUUAAUAAUAUAAUGUAUAGAGAUUCAUAUUUAUCUUAAUGAAGUGCUCUUUCUUAUUUUAAUCACAUUUAACAAUUAUUUCAUUGUAGUAUUUAAUAUUUAACAACUAUGUACUUGUUUAAACUGAAUUGAUGUGAUGUAUUUCAAAGUGUACGAACCUCCAUAUUGUGACGUCACAGUUCUUAAAUAUAUAACAUAAAAGAAUCAUUAUAACACAAAUAA